This is a messenger RNA of Notodromas monacha, 1071 nucleotides long. NCBI's taxonomy places the organism in Eukaryota, Metazoa, Arthropoda, Ostracoda, Podocopida, Cyprididae. The record is from the annotation of a GenBank genome assembly.
UUAUUUUACAUUUUUCAAGCAGAUAUCAGAAAGCGAUAGAGCUAAUAAUGUCGAGUGGUCGAGUGUUGAUUUACGGAGGCAAGGGAGCCUUGGGUGCAGCGUGUGUUUCUCAUUUCAAGUCAUUGAAUUACUGGGUCGGGAACAUUGAUCUUCAUGUCAACGAACAAGCAGAUGCAAAUGUUGCCGUCAAACCUGGGGACGAUUGGACCUCACAGGCGUCCGACGUCACUGCUGAGGUAACCGGGAUCCUGGAAGGGCAAAAACUGGACGCUAUCCUUUGUGUCGCCGGGGGCUGGGCUGGUGGAAAUGUUGCUGCUUCAGACUGUAUUAAAAAUGCCGAUAUGAUGUGGAAACAAAGUGUGUGGUCUUCACUGAUUGCUGCCCACAUCGCCGGAACCCAUUUGAAAGAAGGUGGACUGGUGGCGUUUUGUGGAGCACAACCAGCAUUGAAAGGCACGCCUGGAAUGAUCGGGUACGGGAUGGCGAAAGCAUCUGUUCAUCAACUUGUUCGUUCGCUCGCCAUGAAACAAAGUGGUCUUCCGGCGAAUGCCAUUUCCGUUGCCAUCUGUCCCGUCACUCUAGACACUCCCAUGAACCGUAAGUUCAUGCCGAACGGCGACUUUGGUUCCUGGACCCCGUUGGAUUUUGUUUCCGGAGUAUUCGCCAAGUGGACGAAACACGAGGACCGACCUGAAUCCGGGUCUUUGAUUCAAUUGAUGACGAAGGACGGAAAAACUGAGUUGGUUCCUGCUCCUUGAGAGUUUUCAAGAUAUUUCGUUUCAUCAGAAGCCAAACGGAGGCUUCGUAACGGUGGUUGCAUUUCUGAGUCUGCGAGCCGCAAAUCUUUGGUUUCGCUUUUAAGCUCAUAUCAUCAAUCCGUUUUGAUGUGAUGUCAAUGUUGCGCAAUUUUCUCUGCCUGACGACAUGUACCUUUGUCGCAGAAAACCACUCCUGGUGAAAUGCUUCCGAAGUCUCGAAUGCUUCUGCUUUAUUUUUAUUUUUUGGUGCUGGAUUCUUCGGGGCAAUCUUGAAUGUGCAAUACAAGAGCCAUUUCUCGUUUGGAUCAAUAUA